Molecule: messenger RNA, 2346 nt
Organism: Vigna radiata var. radiata (mung bean)
Lineage: Eukaryota; Viridiplantae; Streptophyta; Magnoliopsida; Fabales; Fabaceae
Exons: 3
Coding region: 1-2346 (781 amino acids)
Source: RefSeq, a predicted model, not a curated record
AUGACGAUCUCCACCACCAGUGACCGUCUUAUAUACGGUGCUCUCCUCACCACUCUCUCCCCUGAAGUGGCAUCCCUGGUGUCUCAAACAACGACAUCACAUGAUCUCUGGACUCUUCUCCAGCGCACCUAUGCCAAGGCAUCUCGUAGCCACCUCAAGCAGUUAAAGGAGCGUCUCCACACGGCGUCCAAAGGUACCCAGUCCAUCACCACCUACAUGCCUUCUCUGAAGCAAACUGUAGAUCUCCUUGCCUCACUCGGCUCUCCUGUCUCCGUUGAAGACAUGACUGACCAUGUCUUGCGUGGCCUCGACGAUGGUUAUAGAGCUGUCAUUGACGGCGUCAAUGCAAGGGACACUCCCAUUCUUUUUGAUGACCUCCUCGAGAAGCUUCUAAUUCAAGAACUCUCCCUUGUUGCUGCUCAACGGCAGGUUCCUGCUCCCAUGACAGCCUUGAAUGCACAGACUCGACCCAACCAUUAUGAUAAAACUCGAUCUAGACAAUUUUUUGCAUCAUCAUCCUCACGCCCUGGCAAUCACAAACCGUUUCUUGGUCGGUGUCAAUGGUGCAAUGUCAAGGGCCAUGUUCUGUCUCAGUGUCACACCUUCAAGCAGCAACACCCUGGUAUCCCAAUGCCUCCUCGUUCCUCCUCUGCUAACCCUAGACAGGUUCAGGUUCAUACUGCAACCGUUGACACUUCUCAAAAUAAUUUUUUGGUUGAUAGUGGAGCGACGCAUCACGUCACCAAUGAUCUUGACAAUCUAGCGCUUCAUCAUCCGUACACGGGUCCAGACUCAUUAUUUAUGGGCAACGGUUCAGGUUUAAACAUCACUCAUUCUGGAACACUUUUACUUAAUGAUUUAUCCCUCUCCUACACUUUGUGUGUUCCUUCCAUGCAACAAAAAAUCAUUUCUGUCUCUCAACUCACCAAACAAACUAACUCUGCUGUUGUUUUCUUGCCAAACUCUUUUUAUGUUAAGAACUUGCAGACAGGUCAAAUAACCCAUAAUGGCUCAUGUGUGGAUGGACUUUAUCUCUGGCCAGCCAACUCUCCGUCAGUCCACUCUGUCCGCACAGACUCCUCUGCUUCAUGGCACCAUAGACUUGGGCAUCCCUCCUCUUCUAUCUUCACAUUUAUUCAGCAACAUUUUUCUUUGGGUUCAAAUAAAUUCCAGCAAUCAGAUUGCAACUCAUGUCAAAUUAAUAAAAGUCAUAAACUUCCUUUCAAUGAAUCCACUCUUAAAUCAUCUUAUCCUUUGGAAAUAAUUUUCUCUGAUCUUCGAGUGUUUUUACUCUCUCUUGGCUUUGUCAAUUCAACUGCGGAUGCAUCUCUCUUCAUCUAUCAAAAAUCAGGUUCCACACUAUAUUUAUUAGUAUAUGUUGAUGACAUCAUUGCCACUGGGAGUUCCUCUACAGAGUUGUCCAACCUUAUAUCUACCCUUGCUGCUCGAUUUUCACUGAAAGACCUUGGUUGUCUUAACUAUUUCUUGGGCGUCGAAGUAAUUCCUUCCACUACAGGACUAUUUCUUUCACAAAGGAAAUACAUCACUGAUCUUCUCCAUAAAUCAGGCAUGGCUAACACCAAACCAGCAUCCACUCCCUUGUCUGCCAGUGCUCAAUUACUCAAGGAUUUAGGUGAUCUCCUACCUUGCCCAACUGAGUAUCGUGCACUCGUGGGAAGUCUUCAAUACUUAAGUCUUACUCGCCCGGACAUCGCCUUCAGCACCAACAAACUUGNGCAGUUCAUGCAACACCCCAGAACGANGCAUUGGUCUGCCCUCAAACGGGUGCUCCGUUAUUUGGCGGGCUCUUGCAACAAAGGUAUCUUCAUCUCGGCAACUGNUCCACUAACAUUUCAUGCUUACUCCGAUGCAGAUUGGGCGGGUGAUAAGGAUGAUUAUAUCUCUACCACUGGUUAUUUGUUGUAUCUUGGUAGCACUUCCAUCUCUUGGAGCUCCCGAAAACAACGCUUUCUUGCUCGUUCCUCAACUGAAGCAGAAUACAAAGCCUUGGCUGACACAGCCAGUGAACUUCUAUGGGUCUUAUCCUUGUUCACUGAACUUAGUCACAUGCCCACAACCAAUCCAGUUAUUUAUUGUGACAAUCUUGGUGCCACAACUCUGAGUGCUAAUCCUGUUUUUCACUCUCGGAUGAAACAUAUAGCCUUAGCCUAUCAUUUUGUUCGUGAAAAUGUUCAAAAAGGCAAGUUUCGGGUUUCCUUUGUGUCUACUGAUGAUCAACUUGCUGACAUACUUUCUAUAGUUUAUAGCCUAAAUUAUCUAAAGAAUAUGUUUGACAAAAACAAUGUUAAAUAUGUGAAUAAAAUCGUUUAUGUUGAGUAUGGAUAA